GUAAACUAACCACACUGGCGACUACACGGAAAAGGUCUGCUCCCGGUGUAUACCUGGAAAUACGAAGUGUUGUGAAUAUAAACGUGUUUGUCAUUUGUUGCUUUUCAAACGAAUUCUGGAUGGUGUGUAAAAGGAACCAGCGCGCCCGCAGCCACAGUCCGAGCACUAGCCAGGCCAUCGACUCACAAUGAGCCAGUGCUCUGUUCUCUCGUCCUCAAACCUCAUCCUCGUAUACCUCAUCCUCCUGGCCCUCGUGAUGGUGUUGGAGGUCCAGUACACACUUGACGCGAAGCUGCCCCUGGACAUCCUCCCCCGCGGCAACCGAAACCGACGUCGGAUGUUGAAGUCUGUCGAGCGGGAAACCAAGACCCGAACACAAGUCGGACCGACAAAUUUCGGGGCCGGAGUGACUGUCGGUCCGGAAGCGGUUUCUCAGAAUGACAGCGAGUUUAAUAGGGAGUUCAUAGACUAUUCGCCCCGCGUGAAUUACUACGACGUCCUGGGUAGCACCGAAGUUCCGCGAGUGGGUAUUUCACGAAAGAGUGACUUCGGGGCGUCGUCCUCAGGUAGCCAGGGAGAUCCACCCUUGAGAGAAGCAAGCCCAAUGCCACCCUCUAAGCCCCAGAAGAACAUUAAAGUGUCACCGGAAGCAAAUGCCUUCGACGACCUGGUUGACCUGCUGACGGCUUCGAAGACCCACUGCCUCGUAGACGAAGCCAAAGGGCGCCGCGGCAAGCACUCGUACCGCUGCUCCGUUCAGACGCAACGUGACUGUCGACAGAGACUCCUCAAAGGCAAGCAGUAUUCGAGGAAGUGCAACAGCGGUAAGAGAGACAGACGAAAAUACAAGCCAAGUUACGAAGUGAAUCCCUUAUCAUACAAGUGGGAUGGAAAUACAGCUUUCACUUCCAACACCAUACGAGGGUCAUGGGAUGAGGGAGAAGCAGGAGGAGCGGUGAAGUACAGUAUAACGGUGGAUGCAGAUUACACUUUCAUGGAGGAGAUUAAGAAACUCAAGUUCUCGCCCCUGAUCACAUUUGACACCAAAUUCGACCUUGCCGGACUUAAUUCUUUGCACAAGUACGAAGUCGUGUGGAAACUCCUGCAGGUGUUCCGCUGGCUCCUCCCUCGAAACGGCUACCUGCUGGUGAGGUCGUCGGCCGAUAGAUACGACCUCCUUCAGUACCUGCAGCAGGAAGGUCUACAGGAACCCUUGCACAUCCUGACCCUGUGGAAGCUGCAAGAAAGAGUGAAAGUGCGUAAUAAAUGAUCUCUGUGAUUCCCUAUGAAUUAUUAUGACGGAAUGCGUAACACUACGUUUUUUUUAGUGAUGGGGAUGUUGUUAACGUUGAUGAUGUUUUUGUGAAUGUUUAUAAGAAGAUAAAGGGAAAAAAAGUUAAGUGUUAGAUGGGUCUGUGCAGUAAUGACGAUGUUACCAAAGAUAUAGAGAGUUUUCAUGGAUUUUGAUCA
Messenger RNA from Penaeus indicus, 1470 nucleotides. RefSeq lists its product as uncharacterized. Lineage: Eukaryota; Metazoa; Arthropoda; Malacostraca; Decapoda; Penaeidae. The record is from RefSeq and is a predicted model, not a curated record. The transcript is spliced from 3 exons. The coding region runs from base 188 to 1270 and encodes 360 amino acids.